CUCUCACUCGAUUUCACCCAACUCCUUGUCACAGUGAAUGGAUGUUGUGUACAGCUUAGCCAGCUGGUAGCUUUCGGCAAUGUUGUUAUCAGGAUGAUAUCGCAGCGGGACCACCUUUUUGACAUAGGGGAUUUUGCUCGUUUUUAUACAGUCACAGACCCCACGAAGCACCAGAAAGGCUACACAGUGUACAAAGUCACCGCGACGAUUAUUUCUCGGAAGAACCCUGAGGAUGUCCAAGAGAUAACAGUAUGGAAAAGGUACAGUGACUUUCGCAAACUUCAUCACAACCUCUGGCAGCUGCACAAGAAUGUUUGUAGCCAGUCUGAACUCUUUCCUCCCUUUGCCAAGGCUAAAGUGUUUGGUCGUUUUGAUGACUCGGUGAUUGAAGAACGGAGGCAGUGCUCAGAGGAUCUGCUUCAGUUCUCUGCUAAUAUACCCGCUCUGUACAGCAGUCAGCACAUCCAGGACUUCUUCAAGGGAGGCGAGGUCCACGACAGCUCAGAGCUCAUCGGACCGGUGGAGCCCUUCUUCGACUUCCUGGCUGACAGUUUGUCCGACUGCAGCUCGGAUGUUCAAAGAGACAUCAGUGGGGCAGAAGAUUUGACUAUCACAUCGGAAUAUGGCGGCCCGUCCAGUGACAGCGACUUGACCUCCUUGGCUGUGGACACCGACUCUUUGGCUGAGCUAGAUGAUGGCAUGGCCUCGGGCCGCACCUCCCCGAACCAGCCACAGGGGGGAGCCGCCAGCAUUAGCAGCAACAGCAGCAGUCCUCGCUUGCCCUCCCUGCCUGAUCACCGCACUCCAUCGCCUGCCCCUGCUUCCAGUUCCCCUAAACCAGAGGUCAGCUGGCCCAGCCGAAGGUCGCUUUUCUCCAAGAAAGCCGGCAGGUCAAAAGAGAAGGUGAAGUCGGACUAUCUCGACAAAGCCGGGGAGCUCAUUCGUGUGGCCACACAGAAAGAGAAAGAUCAGGACUAUCAGGCGGCGUUUUCCUUCUUCCGCAGUGGAGUGGACCUUCUGCUGCAAGGUGUUCAAGGUGAAUCUAGUCCCAAGCGGCGAGAGGCAGUGAAGAAGAAGACUGCUGAGUACCUGAUGCGUGCAGAGCAAAUAUCCUGCCAGCAUCUUCGCAGCAACAUGGGUCAAGGGUCAACACAAACAGUGAUGAUAGGCGUGCAGUGUUGCGCUUCCACCAGCAGAGGGAGCCAGCACGGUCCCGCUGAGGAUCUCAGCGUUUACAGGGUGUUGGGUGUCAUCGAUAAGGUCCUUUUGGUCAUGGACAAGAGAACACAGGAGACGUUUGUCGUCAAAGGUUUAAGGAAAAGCAGUGACUGUGCCAGAAUGAAGAAGACCAUCAUGCCCCGCUCCGUACCUCACAUGGUGCAGCUCAUGAAGCUCAUCGACUCGGAAGACACCAUCUUCCUUUUGCUGCAGCACGCUGAGGGUGGAAAACUGUGGUCCCACAUAGGAAAAUACCUGCGGAAUUCCAGUCCAGAAGAGAGCUUAGACAUUCCUUUCAUCCAGAAGAGACACACCGCAGCUGUAUACUCCCCACAAUACCCUGUGCUACACCUGGGCGUGGAUUCAGCAGCUAGUUCCGGCUCAGGGCCUGUGUCCGGUUCUGAUUCUGCUGCAGGGCUUCAAAACAACGCCAAGGAUGUCGCUGCAUCUCCUUGGAAGAGCAAGCUCUCCGCAAGGCUUAGCAAAAAAGUGGUGGCCCAAUCGGACUCAGGGGCCACUUCUGAGGAGGAGUGCACCAAUAGUUAUUUAACACUUUGUAAUGAGUACGAGCAGGAGAAAGUAGAGCCGGAUGAGCUGGAGGAGGAGGAAGCGAAAAGCGACCAGGAGGUGUCAUUGGAUGUACCCACCGGGACGGCCACCGCUUCCUCGCGAAGCCAUUCGCUCCUCAGCAACGACAGCCUGUCAUCUCCCGUCAGCUGUCAGGAGUUUGGCUUUUUCACAGACUCGUCUGAUAAAAACGGCCAGCGGCAUGACAGCAACGGACAGGACCUCGGUGAGGUCUACAACGCACCGCCAUCCCCGGCAGGGCUACAUUCUCUUGAUCAGUCCAAGCACACGCCGAUGGAGUUUUUCCGUAUCGACAGCAAAGACAGCGCCAGUGAGGUGACCUGCCUCGACUGGGGGGAGCAGGCCUCCUCCCAUAAACAGCCCCGUCUCUUUUUCACGUCCGACCUCGGCUCUGAGGUUGUGGAGGACCUUCCGGAGCUGGCUCAGGAGGUCAAGGGCCACAGUGCACAUCUUUGGGGGUUAGAUUAUAGCGAUAAAGGUUCCAAUGAGUCAGUGCCUGUCAUUUCUUUUAAAGAGGCGGUAGUGGAGGACGAGGGUCACCCGCCAGACCUUUUGGUCAAUCUUCCCGGAAUGAGCGGGGUCGUAGCGGACUCUCAACAAGAGGAAUUAGAAACCCCUAUGCUGUGUCUGGACCUUGAGGCCACAACCUCGCCUCAAAGGUCGAUCCAGCCCGAUGUUUUACAGCGCCCUAGCCAGACGGAGGAAGAGGAGGAGCAGCGACCUUCAUCUUUGUGUGCAACUGAUGCAUCUUCAUCUGCCUUGACCUCCCUCUGGGAUGACUACAGCUCCACUUUUGGACAAAAAGACACAGACACAGUGGAGGUUGAACCUUCAUGCCAUAAUAAUGACCCCUUUCUUGAUGCAGACUCGCUUAGUGGACAAUGUCCAGCAGCCCCAACUGAAUCUCAGGCCUGUGCUCCAGUCGAGCAAUCACUAGAUGUUCAUGUUGAAUCAUCAGCAAGUAGUCCAAACAGAGUGAGUGAAGGGUUCGAUGAAGAUGUGUCGCGGCUGUUUGCUGAGCUGGACCAGUUGUCACUGGCCGCAUCCCAGGCUCGCAUCCCGGAGGCGUUCGUCCGAUGCUGGGCGGUGGAGAUGGUGACAGCGCUGGAUUCUCUGCACCAAGUAGGGAUCAUCUGUAGAGACCUAAACCCCAACAACAUCCUGCUGGAUCACCAAGGUCAUGUUCAGCUUACUUACUUCUGCAGCUGGAGUGAUGUGGAGGAGUCCUGUGACAAAGAAGCCUGCACUAAUAUGUACGCCGCACCAGAGGUGGGAGGCAUCAGUGAGGAGACGGCCGCGUGCGAUUGGUGGAGUUUGGGCGCCAUCCUGUUUGAGCUUCUGACAGGCACGUCGCUGCUCCAAUGCCAUCCAGCAGGAAUCGGACGGCACACGGCUCUCAGCAUCCCUGAAUCGGUGUCGGAGGAGGCCAGAUCUCUACUGGAACAGUUGCUGCAGUACAACCCCACAGAAAGGCUGGGCGCAGGAGUGGCCGGUGUGGACGACAUCAAAUCGCACCCCUUCUUUGCCAAAGUGGACUGGCCCGAUUUGACGCUGCUACCAGUGACGCAGUCUGGGAAAGCUGGCGGUCACAGUCAUGUAACUUCAGGUAGAAACUGAGGGAAUCCACUUUUUUUGCCAAACUGCAGUGUUAUACCUUGACCUUGUAAAUGUUCCUCAGAGGGUUUGCUGUGUCACUUCCUUGGUGCAGGGAGCACUUAUGUAUAGUGCAAUCAUUUCUACAGUAAAUGCUUGACUGGUGAUCCACUCCAUCCUUGUUAGUUUUAUACUCCUCAUAGAGUUGCUGUAAGCAGCAAUGCCACAAGAUGAAGAGGCCAUGUGGGACGACACGUCCAGUAUGCAUCAUUUAGUCCUGAAACACUAUCAUUUCUUAAGAGGUUGGCUGGAGACUCUGCCAGCCGCACCCAUAGAGAUUAAACAACUAGACAGGAUGAUGCCCUACUCUAAAUAUUUUUAAAUACUCACUGCUAUUUUACUGCCCACUAUCAGGGGUUCACUAUGCAAAAUGUGAGAUCAAGCAGUAUGGGUUGAAUAUACAGUACACUCCUGAUCAAAGUUUUAAGACCGGAAAAGUUUACAUUUUGCACUGUUGGAUCUUCAGAAGGUUCUGGGCUUCAAAAUACGUAAGCUAUUUAUUGCAAACAAACAUUAAAGUGACACGGGAUGUUCAUCCCUUUAGAAGCCAAAAUCAUCAUGCUCUUUUGUCGGGUUGUGGACCGCAAGUGGUAGAUCCACCAAGACAUUUGACCAUCCUCGACCCAAAUCAAGGUUCUAACUGGUGUCCAGUACAGUCCAAUGAUCAUCAGACUGCAUUUGUGAUAGAGUUUUAAGAAACAAAAACGUCUGUGAUCAACACCACAAAAUUGCCUGUUUGAAAUUUGCAUGAAAUCACCAAACAUGGGACAUUGAGAGGUGGAAGAAAGUAAUUGAUGGUCCUGAUGGCUUCCAAUGUGACUAGCAUGACAAUGAGAUCCCACCUGAGGUCCCAUCGUGAUCUGGGCUGCUUUUUCCUUCAGCUGAAGAGUGGAGCUUCAUGUUGUGCAGGGGCGUCAAACGGCAGCCGGCAUUGUGUGGUAAUGACAGGUUUGUUCACAAUGGCCGCACUUUCGGACAAUCCCUGAUCUAAAUGCAACUGAGAAUAUUUGGGGGUGGACGACAAGGGAAGUUUACAAAAAUUUCAUUUCCAGGUAGUGGAUCCCAUCUGCAAAGCCUGGAGCAACAUUCCCACGAGCCUCCUGCCAAUUCUUGCCAUAGCUCUCUUAAGCACCUCCUUUAGAUCCAACAGUACAAAAUGUAAAUUCUUAAUUGGCAUUUGUCUAAUAAUGAACAAAGACGCCAUUUUUUGGAAACCGGCUCUUUUUUUUUUUAUAAGAAACUGCACUUUUCGUGAUGUGAAUAUCAGUUUGAUUCCAUGAAACACACUUAUCAUCCAUUCAUUUUUAAUGACCGAACAUUCCUGUGGUGUCAUGUGCAGAUGCACUUUAUUUACAUGUUUACCUAUAACACUUACUGUACUUCUUCCUAUAGCAGUACCAACAAUAAACACAACUGAUGGACGUGUCAAA
Doryrhamphus excisus (bluestripe pipefish) is the source of this 4889-nucleotide messenger RNA. RefSeq names its product ribosomal protein S6 kinase polypeptide 1 (gene rps6kc1). The record is from RefSeq and is a predicted model, not a curated record. Gene Ontology annotation, biological process: protein phosphorylation. Gene Ontology annotation, cellular component: early endosome. Lineage: Eukaryota; Metazoa; Chordata; Actinopteri; Syngnathiformes; Syngnathidae. Gene Ontology annotation, molecular function: phosphatidylinositol binding; protein kinase activity; ATP binding.